Molecule: messenger RNA, 678 nt
Organism: Malassezia pachydermatis
Lineage: Eukaryota; Fungi; Basidiomycota; Malasseziomycetes; Malasseziales; Malasseziaceae
Exons: 3
Coding region: 1-678 (225 amino acids)
Biological process (GO): sterol transport
Molecular function (GO): sterol binding
Source: RefSeq, a predicted model, not a curated record
AUGAAGGUGGCGUGGGCGAUAAGCUUUGUCGCGCUGCUGUGCGCUAUCGUGACGGCCGUCCCGUGUGGUGAACAUGGUCAAGUGGUGUUCCGCCCCGCGCUAGACGAGGACGAGCCUAUGGAUCUGGUAGCGAUCUUGGAGCAGGAGGCCACGGCCCAAGGCCUUGAGUUGGAUGUGCCCAGUGCUGCGCCCCACCCCAAGAUCGCGCAGAUCGGAUGGCACAUGGAAGACUGCAGUCCGAUCCCCCCCGUGAUCACCAUCCAGAGCGUGACACUCGAUCCGGAUCCACCCAUGAAAGGCCAUAAUCUGACGGUGCGUGGCGUCGGCACUGUGCUCUCGGACAUUACGGAGGGCACCUAUCUGGACGUCGAUGUGCAUAUCGGUGUGCUUAAGCUGUACUCGGAGCGCCUCGAUUUCUGCGACGUAUUGCGUGAGAAUGACGUCGAAGUGCAAUGCCCUAUCCCGCCAGGGGACUACGAUGUGUCACACACUGUCCUCGUACCGGCCCGUUUGCCACCUGCCAAGUUCUCGAUUCAUGUCACAGGUGGUACACAGGACAAUCAGCCGCUGCCAUGCGUCAACAUUGGCGUGAGCGUAUCGCCCUUCGUCUCCCAAAUGGCCUCCUAUCUCCGUGCCGUGCCACAAUGGCUGGCUGCCAAGUGGCCCCGCCGUUCGUAA